CAAGAAAAAUAUUCACUAUUGAUAAUACAAAAUCACCCAAGAUGUCAUAUCAGGUCUAUUUUGUACCUUGUUUGAGAUAGUAAUAGAAGAGUAUGACAAUUCACAAUUUAUAUAUAUUUUCCAAAAAUGGAACAUUAUUAUAUUAUGCUGAAUGGAAUAGGUUGAAUAAAUCUGGAAUGACAAAAGGAGAAGAAGCAAAGUUAAUGUAUGGAAUGUUAUUUUCUAUAAAAUCAUUUGUAAGUAAAAUAUCGCCAUUGGAUCCAAAAGAAGGAUUCUUAUAUUAUAAAACUAGUAAAUAUACAUUACAUUACUUGGAAACUCCAUCUGGAUUAAAAUUUGUAUUAAAUACUGAUAAUGUUACACAAAAUGCUAGAGAACUGUUACAACAAUUAUAUAGAGAGGUGUAUUUAGAAUAUGUGGUAAAAAAUCCUUUAUGUCAAUUAAAUGAACCUAUUCAAAGUGAACUGUUUAAGCUAAAAGUUGAUGAAUUAUUUAAAAAAUCUCCUUUAUUCUUAAGUAGAUCAAUAUAGAGUUUUUAAUAUUGAAUCUAUAAAUAUAAUAUAUUUAAAUAUAAAAAUGAUUAAUGAUGUUAUUUACUUUCUUAAAUUUAAUAUGAUAUUAUAUGCAAUUAUUUACAUACUAGUAUUAAUAUGUAUUAAUGAAAAUGCAAAGAACUAAACAAAAAAAUCAUAAUUAUAAAAAUAUUCUUAUAAUUUAAAUGAAUACACACUUACAUUGUAUUUUGUUAUAUUUACGAAUUUACAUUUAUCGUAAAAGAAACAAUUACUUAAACAAAAUAUUUUUGUAGUACAUAGACCUGUGAUCUUCAUAUAAAAUAUACAAUAAUUAACAGAAUUUGAAGAAAUUAACACUUGUAAAAGUAUAAGUUACCUUUAUGGGCUGUUUUAAGUUAUUUGUAUUAACAUAUUAAAACAUGCUAAAAUUGCACCGCUUUUUGUAUCAACGAAAUAUACUUUUUUAAUUUAAUUUAAUAUUUAAACUAUUAUUUGAAAUACGUAAAAAUAUUGGUAAAAAUGCACUUUUAUAAAUGUUUCUACAUUAAAUUUGACUUUUUAAAUAUUUCAUACUAUAUAUUUAGUACUCUAGGGCGUAUUUUUAAAAUACGCCUUAUUUAACUAAAACAUCUAUUGUUAUUUAUACACAAAGAUUAUAUGGCAGCUUAUGUCAUAUCUCACAAUUCGGUUUUUUAGGUCCAUAUAUCCAUCUUUCUUUUUAAAUUUAUAAGUCUUUCAUACAAUUAUUCUCGUUCGGACGUAUGACAUUAGCUCAUCCAAAUAUUAGCAAAGUUAUUAGUUACACAUAAGAAACAUUGAGAUAAUAAUUUUACAUAAUUAUAUAUACAUAUUUAGAUUCUCAAGAAUCUAAUAUUUAA
Molecule: messenger RNA, 1393 nt
Organism: Heterotrigona itama
Lineage: Eukaryota; Metazoa; Arthropoda; Insecta; Hymenoptera; Apidae
Source: the annotation of a GenBank genome assembly